AUGUCUUACGAUUAUCUCUUUAAGUAUAUCGUCAUCGGCGAUACUGGAGUUGGGAAAUCAUGCCUUCUGCUUCAGUUCACCGACAAGAGGUUUCAGCCGGUGCAUAACCUAACCAUUGGUGCUGAAUUUGGGGCGAGGAUGAUCAACAUCGACAACAAACCCAUCAAACUCCAGAUCUGGGAUACGGCUGGUCAAGAGCGCUUUAGGUCUGUCGUAAGGUCCUACUAUAGACUUGGUGCAGGGGCUUUGCUUGUCUAUGAUAUCACAAGGAGGGAGACAUUUAACCAUGUAGCGAGCUGGCUAGAGGAUGCAAGGCAGCAUGCAAAUGCAAAUAUGACGAUAAUGCUGGUUGGGAAUAAGUGUGAUCUUUCCCGCAAAAGGGCAGUGAGCACAGAGGAAGGAGAGCAGUUUGCAAGGGAGCACGGUCUUAUAUUCAUGGAGGUCUCUGCCAAGACUAAUCAGAAUGUCGAGGAGGCAUUCAUCAAGACAGCGGCCACAAUAAACAAAAAGAUUCAAGAUGGUGUGUUUGAUGUGUCAAAUGAGUCGUAUGGAAUUAAAGUUGGAUAUGGAGGAAUUCCAGGGCCAUCAGGUGGAAGAGACGGAUCGGCAUCGAAAGGAGGAGGAUGCUGCAGCUAA
Microthlaspi erraticum is the source of this 636-nucleotide messenger RNA. Lineage: Eukaryota; Viridiplantae; Streptophyta; Magnoliopsida; Brassicales; Brassicaceae. The record is from the annotation of a GenBank genome assembly.